AUGGUCAUUUUGAAAUGUUGGCAGUUUUCAAUAUCUAUUAUAAUUCUAGGAGUUGAGGGAGCUUUUUCUGGAGCAGGAGCAAAAACUGUGAUUCCAUGUAAAGUAAUUGGAAAGUUCUCUAUCAGACUUGUACCAGAUCAAUUACCAGAGGAAGUAGAAAAGAAAGUUAAAGCACAUAUUGAUAAUGUUGUUAAAAAACAAGGAAGUCCCAACAAAGUCAGUCUAUCAAUGGGCCAUGGAGGAAAGCCAUGGGUUAGUGACUUUAACGAUCCUAACUAUGUAGCUGGUAGAAAUGCAAUGAAAAUAGUUUUUGGAGUUGAACCUGAUUUAACAAGAGAAGGUGGAAGCAUACCUGUGACCUUGACCUUCCAAGAAGCAACUGGCCAAAAUGUGAUGUUGUUACCUAUUGGGGCCUCAGAUGAUGGUGCUCAUUCACAAAACGAGAAAAUUGACAGAAAAAAUUAUAUAAAUGGGGCUAAAGUGUUGGGAGCAUAUAUCAAAGAGUUAGCAAAAUUGUCAUGAACUUUGUGGUGACCUGUUUCAGCUAUUAAACAGAACUAUAAUUGUAUUAUACAGUGCCAUACUUUUUGACAAUCUUAUUGACUGUACGAUACAGCAUAGUGCUAGAUUUUAUUUUAUUUAUAUUAACAGCAAUGGUUGGGUUUUCAACACUAAUGUCUUUAUGAACAAAUAUGAUAUUUAUAUAAUUUUUGAAAAAAAUAAAAUAUUUCUACACUGUUA
Mytilus trossulus (common blue mussel) is the source of this 741-nucleotide messenger RNA. RefSeq names its product cytosolic non-specific dipeptidase-like. NCBI's taxonomy places the organism in Eukaryota, Metazoa, Mollusca, Bivalvia, Mytilida, Mytilidae. Gene Ontology annotation, molecular function: dipeptidase activity. Gene Ontology annotation, biological process: proteolysis. Gene Ontology annotation, cellular component: cytosol. The record is from RefSeq and is a predicted model, not a curated record. Bases 1 to 522 code for a protein of 173 amino acids. The transcript has 5 exons.